AUGUCUUAUCCCGAAUCACACUACCUCAGCCCCAUCUGGAAGGAUGGCCUCUUCAACGGCAAGGUCGCCUUCAUCACCGGAGGCAACGGCACCAUCUGCAGCAUGCAGGCCAGAGCGUUAGUCCGGCUCGGCGCCAACGCGUGCAUCAUUGGCCGCAACGUGGAGAAGACGGAUAAGGCGGCCAAGGACAUUGCUGCCGUCCGCCCCGGUGCCAAGGUGAUUGGCAUCGGUGCCUGCGAUGUUCGCAAUGCCGAGCACCUCAAGAAUGCUGCCGACCGCUGCGCCAAGGAGCUGGGAGGCAUCGACUACGUCAUCGCCGGAGCUGCUGGAAAUUUCAUCUCACCCAUCGAGGGCCUGAGCACUAAUGCCUUCAAGUCUGUCAUGGACAUUGACGUGCUAGGUACCUUUAACACCAUCAAGGCGACGCUGCCGCACGUACUGAAGAGCUCGACGCCGCGCAUCAUCUACGUAUCGGCCACGUUUCACUAUACGGGCCAGCCGAUGCAGUCACACGUUUCGGCAGCCAAGGCAUCGGUAGACUCGCUGAUGGCGUCGGUGGCGCUCGAGUACGGCCCGCGCGGCGUCAACAGCAACGUGAUUGCGCCGGGCGCGAUCGAGGGCACCGAGGGCAUGGACCGUCUGGGCGGCGAGGCGGGCAAGCAGCCCAACAACCCGCUGGUCAAGGAAAUUCCCGCAGGCAGGAUGGGAACUGUGCGCGAUAUUGCCGACGCGACGGUGUACCUGUUCAGCGAGGCGGGCAACUACGUCAACGGCCACGCGCUGGUCGUGGACGGCGGCGGCUGGCGCCGUCAGCCCGCGUUUACUCUGGGUGACGCUGGGUUCAAGUACCCCGACGUUUUCCUGGGUGACGACAAGGCCAAGCUGUGA
Beauveria bassiana ARSEF 2860 is the source of this 888-nucleotide messenger RNA. Its product is annotated as short chain dehydrogenase. The transcript is spliced from 4 exons. Gene Ontology annotation, molecular function: 2,4-dienoyl-CoA reductase (NADPH) activity. The record is from RefSeq and is a predicted model, not a curated record. Gene Ontology annotation, biological process: fatty acid catabolic process. NCBI's taxonomy places the organism in Eukaryota, Fungi, Ascomycota, Sordariomycetes, Hypocreales, Cordycipitaceae. The coding region runs from base 1 to 888 and encodes 295 amino acids.